Messenger RNA from Rhinichthys klamathensis goyatoka, 594 nucleotides. It is a transcript of the gene insl5a, whose product is annotated as insulin-like 5a. Bases 116 to 427 code for a protein of 103 amino acids. The transcript has 2 exons. The record is from RefSeq and is a predicted model, not a curated record. NCBI's taxonomy places the organism in Eukaryota, Metazoa, Chordata, Actinopteri, Cypriniformes, Leuciscidae. Gene Ontology annotation, molecular function: hormone activity. Gene Ontology annotation, cellular component: extracellular region.
GGUUAAGUCUCAUGAGAAAAUCAGACGUUCGCUAGACCUGAGAGAGGUUGGCAGAAGAUAGAGAGGACCUUAGAGAGACAGAAGGAAACGUCAGGGCAGAACAGGAGGAGCAACUAUGAGAAUGUUAUAUUCUCCUGCUGUACUGCUGCUGUGUGCUGUGUGUAGCGUGUCCGUCGUCCAGGCUGACGUGAGGACCGUCAAGCUGUGUGGCCGAGAGUUCAUCCGUGCGGUCGUCUACACGUGUGGAGGCUCCAGGUGGAGGAGGUUCAGUCCGAAGGAUAUGGAAGGGUUUUUUAAUGGAGAUCUCAGCAGCUCUGAGGAUGUUAGUGAGAGUCUGGGAUCGGACCUGAUCAGGCGAGAGCUGGAUGUGGAUAAUGUUUGUUGUCAGUUUGGCUGCAAGAAAAGCGACCUCACGUUUCUCUGCUGAGGACUGAACUUGCGUUUUCUAUUUGUCUCCCUGUUUUGUUUUCUUCCUUGUUGAGUUCAGAUGAACAUGAACGCUUCUCUAUAAAGUGUACAGUCGGUAGGAAUUCAUAACAACUUAAUUUGCCAAUAGAUUAUGCCUGCUGUCUUAGAUCAUAGCCUACUGCUACA